Molecule: messenger RNA, 1023 nt
Organism: Nymphaea colorata (pocket water lily)
Lineage: Eukaryota; Viridiplantae; Streptophyta; Magnoliopsida; Nymphaeales; Nymphaeaceae
Product: transcription factor bHLH78-like
Exons: 5
Coding region: 1-1023 (340 amino acids)
Biological process (GO): regulation of transcription by RNA polymerase II
Cellular component (GO): nucleus
Molecular function (GO): DNA-binding transcription factor activity, RNA polymerase II-specific; RNA polymerase II cis-regulatory region sequence-specific DNA binding; protein dimerization activity
Source: RefSeq, a predicted model, not a curated record
AUGGCAAACCUCUCGCAGCCGUUAUCUAACAAUGACAUGUCUCUCCUUCACAGCUUCUCUCUUCCUACUCAAUCUCUUCACUUUGCUCACGGACACUUUCCACUUAGCUAUCUCAGUCUAGAGAAUCCAAAGUUGUUGCCUGAUUUCGGAGAAUGCUACGAGAAAACCACAAGUAACAUUGGGUCCGCCACAAACGAUCCUUACUCUUCAAAUAGUACCUGUGUCUCUGUCGGAUGGGCUAAUCCAUCAGCUACCAAACACAAUCUCUCCGAUCAGGAAGAGAAUGUGAACUGCGUGCUGAAAUUCAACGUCGCAGGCCCUGACUUCGGCCAGUGCAUGUUUCCCGACGACGACAGUAGGGUCGGUCAGGACGAGUACUUAUUGGACACCCUGGCUUUCAAUCAUGGAAAUAAUCGUAGUUGUGCUGCCGGGAGGUUCUGCACGCCCGGCGACUCCGGCAAUAUCAUGGUGGACUCUACCUGCAUGGAGACAACAUCUAGCUGUUACACAUCAGUAUGCGGUGAAGCUGAAGGCGACCAAUUUCAUUUGUUCUCUGAGCUACCUGAUGAUGGUGCAUACUCCGCUGUGCAUUUUGGUCUGCAAGAAUCAACAAACAGUCACAACAAGCGUGCAUUCACGAGUAAUAAUGAGAUGGUCGACUCACCGGUGGCGAAGAAGCAAUGCUCCAGCAAUUCGCCAAGAAAGCCAAAUAAGCCGAGGCCAUCACCAUCAAAGGACCCACAGAGCAUUGCUGCCAAGAACCGGAGGGAGAGGAUAAGUGAGAGACUGAAGAUAUUACAGGACCUUGUACCCAACGGAACAAAGGUUGAUCUGGUUACUAUGCUAGAGAAAGCAAUAAGCUAUGUCAAGUUUCUGCAGCUCCAAGUAAAGGUUCUAGCAACGGAUGAGUUCUGGCCAAGCCAAGGUGGGAAGGCACCAGAGAUAGGCCAAGUAAAGGAAGCCAUUGACGCCAUCCUCUCUUCUCAUAGGGCACCCACAACAAGAAAGGACGGUGACCACUGA